Molecule: messenger RNA, 5691 nt
Organism: Nothobranchius furzeri (turquoise killifish)
Lineage: Eukaryota; Metazoa; Chordata; Actinopteri; Cyprinodontiformes; Nothobranchiidae
Gene: mapk10
Product: mitogen-activated protein kinase 10
Biological process (GO): protein phosphorylation; JNK cascade
Cellular component (GO): cytoplasm; nucleus
Molecular function (GO): ATP binding; JUN kinase activity
Source: RefSeq, a predicted model, not a curated record
UAACCUCUUUUUCCUCUUCCCUCUCUCUCUCUGAGCUCUGGUAGGUCCACAUUGGUACAGCCAGCAUCUUGCAGCACAAUGGUUGCAAGUUGGUGAGCUGGAGGUGGGGGGAGAGAGUGAUUCAGCAUCAGCAAACCUCGGUUCCGUCCACUUCAGAUGUUAAUUUCCCCCAUUUUUUCAUCGCUUCUUUUUAUUUCCUUCUUCAUAUUGCUAAACGUUCGUUAUCUGCGCGAACGUCCUCGUUACGCCUCCAGCCAUGGUCUCAGCAACGUUUCUCUUCGGGAUGUUUUGAAAAGGACUGGCACCGGACUGGGAGCGUCAUCAGCUGGCACGGAAUGGUAUUUAUGAGCAGACAUUUCUUAUAUAACUGCAGCCAACCAGUCCUGGAUGUAAAGCUAGCCUUUUGUCAGGGUUUUGGAAAACAAGUGGAUGUGUCAUAUAUUGCCAAACAUUACAACAUGAGCAAAAGCAAAGUGGACAACCAGUUCUACAGCGUGGAAGUGGGAGAUUCCACCUUCACAGUUUUAAAACGUUACCAGAAUUUAAAGCCCAUCGGCUCAGGAGCUCAGGGAAUUGUCUGUGCGGGCUACGAUGCUGUCCUAGACAGAAAUGUAGCCAUUAAGAAGCUGAGCAGACCCUUCCAGAACCAAACUCAUGCCAAGAGGGCGUACCGGGAGUUGGUGCUCAUGAAAUGUGUCAAUCACAAAAAUAUAAUCAGUUUAUUAAAUGUCUUCACACCACAGAAAUCAUUAGAGGAAUUCCAGGAUGUGUAUCUUGUGAUGGAGCUGAUGGAUGCUAACUUAUGCCAGGUGAUUCAAAUGGAGCUUGACCAUGAGAGAAUGUCCUACCUGCUCUACCAGAUGCUGUGUGGGAUCAAACAUCUGCACUCAGCUGGGAUCAUUCACAGGGAUCUCAAACCAAGCAAUAUAGUAGUGAAGUCUGACUGCACUCUGAAGAUCCUGGACUUUGGUCUGGCCAGAACCGCAGGCACCAGUUUCAUGAUGACCCCAUACGUGGUGACGCGGUACUACAGAGCCCCAGAGGUCAUCCUGGGAAUGGGAUACAAAGAGAAUGUGGAUAUUUGGUCGGUGGGGUGCAUUAUGGGAGAAAUGGUGCGCCACAAAAUCCUGUUCCCUGGUCGGGACUACAUUGACCAGUGGAACAAGGUGAUCGAACAGCUGGGCACACCCUCACCAGAGUUUAUGAAGAAGCUGCAGCCCACAGUGAGGAACUAUGUAGAGAACCGGCCAAAGUAUGCAGGCCUCACCUUUCCCAAGCUCUUCCCCGACUGCCUUUUCCCUGCUGACUCUGAGCACAAUAAACUCAAAGCGAGCCAGGCCAGAGAUCUACUCUCUAAGAUGCUGAUCAUCGACCCCGCAAAGCGGAUAUCAGUGGACGAGGCGUUGCAGCACCCCUACAUCAACGUGUGGUACGAUCCAGCUGAGGUGGAGGCGGCCAAAGAUUUCAUCCAAAUAUCCAUGCCUCCACCCCAGAUCUACGACAAACAGCUGGAUGAGCGAGAACACUCUAUUGAUGAGUGGAAAGAGCUAAUUUAUAAAGAAGUGAUGAACUUUGAGGAGAGAACGAAGAAUGGCGUUGUGAAGGGACAACCUUCACCUUCAGGUACUCUCAGUGCAUAAGCCUAAUCGCUCUCACAGGUGCAGCCGUGAACAGCAGCGAGAGCCUCCCUCCCUCCUCAUCCAUCAACGACAUCUCCUCCAUGUCCACCGACCAGACCCUGGCCUCAGACACCGACAGCAGCCUGGAGACCUCUGCGGGACCCCUGGGGUGUUGCAGGUGACUAUCCGCCUGCCUGCGCAACCCCAUGUUCUUCCGAAGAUGAAGAACCCAACAGAUACGACCAACAAAAUAUGAAAGAGGAAAAAAUAAACAAAUAAAAAAAGAAAGAAUAUAUUCUGAACAAAAAUAGGAAACAAAGAAUCUGAAAUGAUGUAAUCUAAAGCCUGUGCAUUGUCACUCAAAAUCAACGGUGGUAUUUAAACUGAAGUAAAUGAGCAGAGAUAUGUGUUAAUGAUCAUCCAGUUGCUUUGCUGCAAAUCCUGUAUAUGGCAUCCAAACAAAAAAACGACCAAGUGCUUAGACUUGCAUCUCCUGUAAAGUGCAUUUUGGCUGGCUGCUGGACUCCUGGGAGCAUUUAUGGUUGAUCGUUGUGGCAAGGUGGGCUGCCGUUGUGCUCAUCACUACUACUAAUAAUACAAACUUCCCCCCUUUUCUGUAAAUGAUCGCUUUCUCUGAGACUCUCGCCCUUUAGACCCACAAUCUCGAAUGUAAGGUUGGCUGUUUUGUGUGGGGUUUAUUUAUUUAUUGUUUUGGUGAAGUCUUCAGGGACGUGUGGUGGCUCUCCCCUGCAGCGGUGCCUCCUGUGCUUCUUGUAAAUUCUGUAAUUCUGUAUAGCUGAAAGGCAGCCAGAGUGGGACUGACGGCCAGUAAACUGGGAGUUGUUUUGAUUUUCUUUACCUAUAGCGCACACCUCGUCGCAUCACUGCUGUCCACCUUGUUUGCCCCUGCCUAUUGCUGUAGUCGUGCAUGAUUAGAUUUAAACAACGCUGAUCUCACUGUAUGCUAAAAAAAGAGUCUGUAUAGAGACUUUUGUUAAUGUACAAUGUCAACUAAUUCCACUGCAGAAAUAAAGAUGGAGCCUGGUCUCCGUAGGACGAGAGUGUGUGUUGGUGAACAACAGGUAAAAAAGUUAAAAUCAGGCUCGAGUUCAGGAGGAUCAGAACGCUCAGAGACGAAUGUUUCUGAGAUGUUUCCCUUUUGUUUCCCUCAGCGGUGUUUGAGCGGUCCCUCCACCACCCCGCGGGCUGCCCCCACACACGUCACUGUGCACCAGUCACCCCUCACAAGUCAACAAAAUCACAACGUGACCUCUCCUGUUUUCCUUUCAAACGUUUUAACGACACAAACUGAUGAGGUAGGAAAGCUAAAGGCAAUGGAAGAGUGUUAACUUGUGGAUCUUGUCACCAUGCAUCAUAAAAACACAGCUGGAGAGAAUGCAGCCAUCAGUCAUGGUGCCUGCAGGAUUUCCCUGCAGAUCAUCAGUUUAAUAGCACUGUGUGUUUGUUCUAGUUUGUCUAUAGUGAGAAUUAUUCAUUGAUCCAUUGAUUUGUUACAGGAGUUUUAGCUGCGGUCGAACACGUUGAUAUUGAUUGUACCUAAUGUGGCAGUUUAAAUGUUUAAAAUCAUUUAAAUCACUGCAAAUCCAAACGAAAAACUAGAUUGUUUUUAAUGACUUUUAAUUGUAAAUCUAGAUGCAUGAAACGAAAAAAUAAAUGUUAAAUUAUUUAAUUUCACACAUUUAACCUGCACAGUUUAUUUUGAUAAACAGCUUUUAACAACAGUGUAUUUUUAUCUGAUGAUCUUUCUUUUAAAACACAUUUAAAUAAAAUGUUUUUCAACUCAAAAGCUAACCGGUGACAUGCAUGUAAUACAGUCAUUUCCUAUGAGGAAAUUAUUUGACAAAAAAAUUACUGUUUUUAUUUUAGUUGCAGUAUUUUACGCUCUCAUGCAGGUUUAACAGAAACAUUAAACAGUCCAGAUUUUCAUUUAUAAGUUGUUUGUGUUUUUGUUGUUAGGAGCUGUAAACUCUGUUAAUAUGAACAGAAUUAGACAUCGUUCACAGAAUCCUUCUGAGAACCAAGAUUAUGUCUGUUGUGCAUUUCAGAUAGGAAUUGGACCUUUUCAACAACAAAAUAGCUCCCUUCAACAUUAAACAAAACGUAAAACUUGAUUCUGAAAUUCAUUAAUUAGACGUAAAAUUAUUCUAAUUAAACGAAAAUUUCCUGAAUAAUAACAUGUAUGUAUGUAUAUAUAACAUGUAUAAACGGGAAUUGUCCACACAUGUGGAUGCUGGGCCUCAAUAGGAUAUAAAGUCUAAUGAAAAACCUUUCUUCAUUAGCUUAUUAACCCUCUCAGGCUCAAAAUAAGUUUUGAUAAAAGGACGAAAAACUAAGUCUUUCAGGGGUACUUCUGAGUUAAAAAAUGCUCAUGAAAUACGCAUGUGGAGUAACCGGGUAGGUAGGUUUUAACGUUAUCUGCAAUGCCUGCCUCCAGAGGGUUACAAUACUGUUCACAAACAGCUGUAUCUAUAGAUACUGACACGUGUGUUUAGAGGUGAUCCAUUAAACUUUAGACAUGAUGGUGGGAAAAUCCAGUGAUCUGCCUCAUUUCAUGACAUUUUUUUCUAAAAGAAGAAUCUCUCACAGCCCCCCCAAAUCGUCAAAAGCAUCCUUGUUAACACUCUUCCAUCCUGCUGCCUGAACUAUAAACGCACUAAACCUUUUCUCAGAGGGUGACUGAGGUCAGCGUCUCCAGAAUAAGUCUGCAUGGAUUUCUGUUCAGGGUCUGGCCCGGGCAAUCUUUCAAAAAAACAGGAUGCAACUUUAAAAUGUUUGUGUUUGAAAAACGUACAGUUUCUCACCAGGGGGGUCCAGAUUUGGCUCCUGUAUCACAAAUACACACAUUAGUGUUGCAGUUUUUCUACCAGGCAUCUUGAACCACGUAACUACACCCUUCUUUCUGACGUUUUCCUGCUCAUGUAAAAACAAUAACAAUAAAAAUAAUAAUAUGUCUUAAUGUUUUUGUUUCCCCACUUUUCUGAUUGUGAACUGUUGAUUGUUUUAUAAGACGCCCCUCCCAAACCAAAAAAAAAAUUACUUUGUGACAAAAGGUGCUUUUGGUGGCGGUUAAUGCGUCUGAAGAACACACAAACAGCUGGUUUGUCAGACUCCGCACUGAAUGUAGAAAUGAAUGGAUUUGCUUCAUCGUGUGUCCGUGUGACAAGCAGCAUCCAACACAAAAACGAUGUGGACGUGAGUUUCCUGGCAUCUGGACUGGUUCCAAAACUAAUCUCUAGUCCAGGAUUGUGACUCUUGCUCGCUUUAAGAACAUCAAUGAUGGGUCGGUUGUGUGUUUGGAAAUUGUUUUUGUGCUUGUUGAUGUUCACUCACAUUAACCACUGAAUCAGAAAAUGCCCUGGUCCCAAAGUUUGUCACAAAAUCUUACAUCGAUCUGUUUUACGUCCAGGAUUAGUAGAAUUCCUGUUUUCAAAACAUUCAUUUGUAAUCCGAAAGAAAUCUUUUAGCCAUAACAUUUCCGCCAGAACAGAAGGAAGCGAAAACCUGUCACGUAUUAGGCUAUGUCUUGUACUUAGUCUUUGGACUCAUUAGUAGUGAUCUGCAAUUCAUUGAUUUUCACUUUUCCACACAAUUCAACUGUAAAUAAUAACAAUCCAACAAUGCAAUAAACACUAUUGCACUCAUACAGGGAGGCAGGCUACUGCGGCGCACCAGGUGAUGCUACCAUGUUUAGAGCCGUAACUCUACAAAACCCUGUACAGCUCAUCUGAAUCAGGUGAUUGUUGUUCUCUGGUUCUUUUCUGACUCCCCUGUCUCUCAUUUCUUUUACUCCGUGCUGUUUUAAUGAAUUAACCUUUUGACAUUGUCAGAUUGAGAAACAAAAAGAAACUGUAUCUGUUUCACGCUGAUCUCAAAGCUUCAGAAUAAAGCGUUUCAAGUAAAACAAAAAAGUAAAAGAAAAAGUCAACAUAAAUGCAAAUGAAAAAAAUAAAUAAAUACUGAAAGCUGUUGCUGUAAACACAACAUUUUAAAGGAACUGUGUAUGUACAAAUAGUAUAUGUACGUGAUUGAAAAUAAACAAAAUUUGAUCUUG